AACCCACCCACUUCCAAUUCAUCCGGGAACUCUAAUGAAAACCUGAAACACAUGCUCUGCAUCCAUCGCCCAACUUCAACAAACCCUAAAAAUUUUAUAUCAAAUCAAAUAAAUCCAAUAAAUAUAUUUUUUUAAAAAUUAAUUAAUUAAUUAAUUAAUUAAAUAAAACUAAACUAAACCCCAAAUCUACCUUUCCAUUUCUUGCUCGAGCUUUCAUCGAUGGCGGCAAUGGCGGCGAUGACGGCGAUCUCCACCUCUUCUUCUUCUUCUUGUUCGAAACGAAGACUCGAUCGUUGCCUCAUCCCCAGAUCUCAUGGCCAAUUCCCGACGAAUUUCCGAUUUGCUUCUUCUGCCGCCCGUCUCCGCUUUCCUACUCUUCGUGUCCACUGUAGUGCUGAAAUCUUGACUGAUCGAUCUGGCGGACAUGGUGAUCUCGGGUCUGGAAACGCUGGUGGAGGUGGAGGAGGAGGAGGAGGAGGAGGAGGGGGUGGUGGUGGUGGUGGUGAUGAUGGGGAUUUGAAUGGGAAGAAUAGGAGGGAAGCGCUGUUGGUGCUUACCCAGAUUGGUAGGUCGCUGGAGACCUUGCCGUCGGACCUUGCGAAGGCUAUUGACGCUGGGAGAAUCCCGCCGGAAAUCGUUCACCGCUUUGUGGAUCUUGAGAAAUCGCCGGUGUUCCGGUGGUUGCUUGGGUUCGCUGGGUUCAAGGAGCGGUUGCUUGCUGAUGAUCUCUUUUUGGCUAAGGUCGCCAUGGAAUGUGGUGUUGGCAUCUUCACGAAGACUCUUGCAGAGUAUCAGCGUCGUGGAGAGAAUUUCACCAAAGAAUUGGAUUUUGUUAUUGCAGAUGUGUUAAUGGCGAUAGUUGCGGAUUUCAUGCUUGUCUGGCUCCCUGCUCCAACAGUACCUCUUCGUCCGCCAGUUGCAUUUAAUGCAGGACCCAUAUCUAAAUUUUUUUACAAUUGUCCUGACAAUGCCUUCCAGAUUGCUUUAGGUGGAAGCUCGUACUCAUUUUUGCAGAGGGUUGGUGCUAUCGUGCGCAAUGGGUCAAAGCUCUUUGUUGUGGGAACCAGUGCAUCUCUGAUUGGUACUGGUAUAACGAAUGCAUUAAUUAAGACAAGGAAAGCAUUGGAUGAGAAUUUGGCUGGUGAAUCAGAGGAUGUCCCUAUACUAUCAACCAGUGUUGCUUAUGGUGUAUAUAUGGCUAUUUCAAGUAACCUUAGGUACCAAUUACUAGCCGGUGUCCUAGAGCAGCGAAUUCUUGAGCCAAUGCUACACAACCACAAGCUCUUGUUGAGUGCCUCAUGCUUUGUAGCCCGCACCGGAAACACAUUCCUGGGUUCCUUAUUGUGGGUGGAUUAUGCCCGGUGGGUCGGUAUCCAAUAGUUAUACAAGAGAUACAAGAAACUAAGCGGUGUUCCUUGUUAUUCCAUUAUUUAAGGGACUCUGCUGUUAUGCCCUACCAAUUAUUUUUUCUUGCUGUUUUAUCAAGGGAUUCCAAUUGUCAUUAGGAACCGGUGAUGAUUAAGGCUCUCUGUGAUGGAGAGGCAACUUGUCGAUUUUCAUCUAAUUUAUGGCACAACGCCGAAAAACCAAAAUUAGGAGAAUAGGAUCCAUUGUUCUACUACAAUAAGGAUUUUGUGAGCUUAGAUGCCAUAAUUAGUUGUACCAUUAUUCUCUCAGCAUUUUCUUUUGGCCCUCAUUUAUGCCAAAAGUGAGGUUGCAAUUGUUGUACUUAACCUGGCGGAAAGUUGUUCUUUCUCAGGAAUGUAUUUUCUAAUUUGUUUGCAAGAACAUUAAGAGAAUGCAUUUGUCCGAAAGGACUUGUAA
Dioscorea cayenensis subsp. rotundata (Guinea yam) is the source of this 1824-nucleotide messenger RNA. RefSeq names its product protein RETICULATA-RELATED 4, chloroplastic-like. The record is from RefSeq and is a predicted model, not a curated record. NCBI's taxonomy places the organism in Eukaryota, Viridiplantae, Streptophyta, Magnoliopsida, Dioscoreales, Dioscoreaceae.